CAGUCUUAUAACUUAAUACCACAUAAUCAAUUGCCAGCCUAUCUCACACAUUCUCUCUCUAUCUCUCUCUCUGCUCCCCUUCCCUCGAUCUUCUCCCUUUCCCUGAAUGCGAGUUCUUCCGCUCCGCCUUCAAUUUCGAAUUGCCCUUCGCGUUCUUCGCUUCGCUCUGCCCUCUUACUUUUCACCAUUCUUUCUGUUUCUUUGUACCAAUCUAACUCUGCAUCCGACUAGGGUUCAGAUUGUUUCCUCUCCCCUCUCCUAAACCUUCCUCCAUGCUUAGGUGAACCUAACACUACAGAUGCAAUAAACAGUCUGAAUCAUCGCAACUCACACUUCCGGCGAAAUGGCCACCGGCUUGCAGAUGAGUCCUCAGUUAGAGCAGAUCCAUGGUGAAAUUCGUGACAAUUUUCGGGCCCUUUCAAAUGGGUUCCAAAGACUGGAUAAGAUCAAAGAUUCCAAUAGACAAAGUAAGCAGUUGGAGGAGCUCACAGGAAAGAUGAGGGAAUGUAAGAGGUUAAUAAAAGAUUUUGACCGUGAAAUCAAGGAUGAGGAGAGUAAAAAUCCACCGGAAGUCAAUAAGCAACUCAAUGAUGAGAAACAAUCAAUGAUCAAAGAGCUGAAUUCAUUUGUUGCAUUAAGGAAAACGUACAUGAAUAGUCUUGGUAAUAAGAGGGUUGAGCUAUUUGAUGAGGGAGGUGUAAGUGAGCCUACAGCUGAUGAUAAUAUUCAGAUGGCCUCAUCAAUGACAAAUCAAGAACUUAUUGAUGCUGGGAAGAAGACAAUGGAUGAGACCGAUCAGGCUAUUGAACGCACUCAAAAGGUGGUUGAACAAACUAUUGAAGUGGGAACUCAAACUGCUGUUACAUUAAAAGGCCAAACUGAGCAAAUGGGCCGUAUAGUAAAUGAGCUCGACACAAUUAAUUUUUCAAUUAAGAAGGCUUCCCAGCUUGUGAAAGAAAUUGGCAGACAGGUUGCUACAGAUAAAUGCAUCAUGCUGUUUCUUUUCCUUAUUGUCUGUGGAGUGAUAGCAAUUAUUGUAGUUAAGAUUGUGAACCCCAACAACAAAGAUAUCAGGGAUAUUCCUGGCUUGGCACCUCCAGCUCCCGCUAGGAGGCUUUUGUAUCUGAGGACAACACCAGAACAUUUUGAGUAAAUUCUUCUUUUAGGAGUUGUAGGUUUUCUAUGUUUGCUUAUCUAUUUCGAUUAAAUUCUUGUUUACGCAUGGAAACAUGCCGUUGUGAGAAUUCAUCUGCUUUCCUCGCGUGCAUUCAAUCUAUUCUUGGCUGAGAUGUGCAUAUAGCCUGUUUGUGAUUUUGCUCUUUAUUUCAAGAGAUACUGCAGUGUGAUCCUGUAAAUGAUUUACUUUGAGGUGAUUCAUUUCUUGCGAAAUUUACCCCCACUUAACACUUGUACACUUGACAAAUGUGCCUUAUAGCAUAUAAUUACACUCCUACUGCCCACUGGUUGAUAUUUACUUUAUUCUUUUA
This is a messenger RNA of Momordica charantia (bitter melon), 1487 nucleotides long. RefSeq names its product Putative plant snare 13 (gene NPSN13). Gene Ontology annotation, cellular component: ER to Golgi transport vesicle membrane; late endosome membrane; endoplasmic reticulum membrane. NCBI's taxonomy places the organism in Eukaryota, Viridiplantae, Streptophyta, Magnoliopsida, Cucurbitales, Cucurbitaceae. The record is from RefSeq and is a predicted model, not a curated record. Gene Ontology annotation, molecular function: SNARE binding; SNAP receptor activity. Gene Ontology annotation, biological process: vesicle fusion.